AUGUCGACAAGAUCUGAUCCCCUAAAUGUCGAUCGCGAAAAUCCUGGGAGUGUCGAAAACAAAAAUGACACCCCAAUGCUCAACGACUACCUCGCUGCUCCUCCGACUAUCACCGAGAAACUUUCGAUUUCAUCGCAGUCCAAUAGCGCUAAUAAUUUAGUCGAGGACAAAGCCAACGAAUCUAAGGAGUUUGUUGCCAAAUGGCAGGCUUCAUGGGAGAAGAAAUCGUGA
Glarea lozoyensis ATCC 20868 is the source of this 231-nucleotide messenger RNA. RefSeq lists its product as uncharacterized. The transcript is spliced from 2 exons. Bases 1 to 231 code for a protein of 76 amino acids. The record is from RefSeq and is a predicted model, not a curated record. Lineage: Eukaryota; Fungi; Ascomycota; Leotiomycetes; Helotiales; Helotiaceae.